UUAUUACAAAAAUCUAAGCAAUUGGGGAGUAAAGAGAUGUCCCUAUUCAGGCAAUUACUACAAUUGCACGAUGAAAGACAAUACAAAAAGGGUGUUAAGGUUGCUGAUACAAUCUUAAAGAAGAACCCAGAGCACGGUGAGACACUCGCAAUGAAAGGUCUCAUUUUGUACAACAUGGGCGAGAAAGAGAGCGGUCUGGAUUACGUUAAGAGGGGUGUCAGGUUAGACCUCACCUCUCACAUCGUUUGGCACGUUUACGGUAUCGUACAGCGUCAAGAACACAAGUACGAGGAUGCUCUGAAAUCAUACACUCAAGCUUUAAGACACGAUUCUGAGAACGUCGCACUCAUCAGAGACGUAUGUACACUCUCUACUCAUCUCCGACAAUUCGAGCCAUUGGUCGAACAGCGCUUAUUCAUGCUCAAGACACGUCCUUCCAUGCGCUCACAUUGGAUUAGCGCUGCAGUUGCUUUAGACUUGGCUGGACAUCAAGACAAAGCCCUACUCGUACUUAGUGACUUUGAAGGAACACUUUCUGAUCUCAACAACGCUGACGCUAGCCUUAAAUAUGAGAUGAGCGAAGUUUACCUCUAUCAUAUCUCAAUUUUGGAGAAAUUAGAUAAAUACCAAGAAGCUCUUCAAAUGCUCACAGAUAAGCAAUCGAACAUAUCUGAUCUUGUUGCUUGGAGAGAAAGUCAUGCCCGUAUUUUAACAAGUCUUGACAAGUUAGACGAAGCAGGCGAUGCUUGGAGAUUACUCAUACAGAGUAACCCUGAAAACAAAGGCUACUACAUUGGCUUUUUCAAGACCAAAAAGAUCGAUUUGACACAAAAUCUUGAAGAAAAGGAGAAGGUCUCUGCCCUUAAGACACUCGGUCUUUUCUACGAGCAGUUCCCUAAAGCUGGUGUUAUUCAAAGACUCAGACUGGACUUGGCAUUUAAAGAAUCAUUCAAAGAUAUUGCACACGAGUAUAUCACUAGCAGACUUACUAAAGGUGUUCCAUCUCUCUUUGUUGACCUCAAAUCUUUGUACAACGAUGUUGAAAAGUUGCAAAUCAUCGGUGACUUAGUCGAAGGUUAUCGCACAGAACUCGAGAAGUCUUGCAAGUACUCUUCUACUGAUGAUAAGACUCAACCAACAACCUCCUACAUCUGGACACUCUAUUAUCUCACUCAACACUAUUCUCAAAUUCGCCAAUAUGAGAAGGCACUCGAAACAGUUAAAGCAGCAAUUGAACAUACACCAACACUCCCAGAACUUUACCUUGCUCAAGGACGUACAUUGAAGAGGCUCGGCAACCAAGCCGGUGCAUGUGAAUCAGUUGAAAUUGCUAGAGAACUAGAUGGUCAGGAUAGAUUCUUGAAUGGAAAAUCAGCAAAGUAUCUCAUACGUAAUGGUGAAAUCGAAAAGGCCGAGCAAUUACUUAGUUUAUUCACCCGUAAAGCUGCUCCAUCUUCGGCUUAUGACUUGUGUGAUAUGGAAGCUCUCUGGUUUAUGCGUGAGGAAGCUAAAUCAUAUGGACAAAAGCAAGAAUAUGGUAUGGCCCUCAAACGUCUUCACCAAGUCUUUGACACUUUCAACCAAUGGGAAGAAGAUCAAUAUGAUUUCCAUAUCUACUGUUUGAGAAAGUAUACUAUCAGGUCAUACUUAACAACGCUCAAACUUGAAGAUGAGUUACGUCAGAAUAAAAACUACAUUGAUUCCGCAAUUGAGGCUGUCAGAAUAUACUAUCAACUCCACGAUGAUUCUAGCCUCGUUGAGAAAUUGACGAACCCACAAAGCGGCUUGCCAGACAAGAAAGCCCAGAAGAAAGCUAAGAAGGAGAAGGAGAAGGCAGCAGCCCAACAGAAAGCCAAGGGAGGUAAAGAUUCAGAUGGAUUACCAGCACCAGUUGAAGAUAAGGAUCCACAAGGCUAUGAGCUCCUUAAGACUGAAGAGCCAUUGGGAGUUGCCGUCAAAAUUCUUGCUCCACUUGCGAACACCAAGCGUAUCGAUUUACAUCACGUUCAAUUCGAAAUUGCAUUUAGGAGAGGCAAAUUUGCACAAGCCAUGAAGGCACUUAACAAGACUGCAUCGAUCAACCCAGACUGCAGAAUGCUCCAUGUCCAAUCACUUAAAUUAAAGCAAGCGCUCGAAUCUGACGACAAGCAGAACGCGGAAGUUAAGGAGGCUAUCGUUGAGUCACUUGAGAAAAUCAUUCCAAAAGAUGUCAACCUUGAGAGCUGGAACGCAGAUUACUUGCAGCGCAACCAUCACAAUCCAUUGAGAUUACUCGGAGCAGCUGAAGCAGUAGUUCUCAUCCGCGGUGAAGCUAGCGCUAAGGAGGCUGUCAACAUCGUCUUCAACGUCGAUAUGAAGCUUCUCGAUGCUACUUCUGCAACUCAAAUCAAGGGAUUCAUCGAAAAAUACGAUAGUGAACGUCUUGAAGCUUUCCGUGUGAAGCUCAAUACUCAAUUCCCAUACAGUGAUGUCUUCAAGAGUGAUGAGCAGAAAGAAAAUGAGAAAAGAGCUAUUGAACAGACUCGUGCCAAAAGAACUGAAGCGGAAGUUGAACAAAACAAAUAGAAUCUAUGUGAAUUAGAAAAAAGCUAAUAUGUGGAAAACAUGCAUUGCAUUUAC
Wallemia mellicola CBS 633.66 is the source of this 2619-nucleotide messenger RNA. RefSeq names its product N-terminal acetyltransferase A, auxiliary subunit. Bases 37 to 2565 code for a protein of 842 amino acids. The transcript is spliced from 7 exons. Gene Ontology annotation, cellular component: cytoplasm; NatA complex. The record is from RefSeq and is a predicted model, not a curated record. Gene Ontology annotation, biological process: N-terminal peptidyl-methionine acetylation. Gene Ontology annotation, molecular function: protein binding; protein-N-terminal amino-acid acetyltransferase activity. Lineage: Eukaryota; Fungi; Basidiomycota; Wallemiomycetes; Wallemiales; Wallemiaceae.